Salvia miltiorrhiza (redroot sage) is the source of this 2433-nucleotide messenger RNA. RefSeq lists its product as uncharacterized. NCBI's taxonomy places the organism in Eukaryota, Viridiplantae, Streptophyta, Magnoliopsida, Lamiales, Lamiaceae. Bases 1 to 2433 code for a protein of 810 amino acids. The record is from RefSeq and is a predicted model, not a curated record. The transcript has a single exon. Gene Ontology annotation, molecular function: protein dimerization activity.
AUGGUAAAACAAUCCAAUCUCCAACGUUUUAUGUUCAAGAAAAGAAAUAGUGAGAAUCCUAGUGCUAAUGUCGCUCCUACAAAUGAUUUACCUCAAGAAAAGGCUAUGGAUUUGGGUGGUUUAAAUUCUAAUAGUGUGCCAUUGGAGGAGAAAGAAUUGAUUUAUGAUGUUGAGCUUCUUCCUCAUGAUCCGGGAAAAAGAAUUAGCAUAAUGGAUUAUCCUCCAAAUAUGCGCGAUUCAAUUAGAAGAGCCUAUAUUCUUAAAAAGCCUUGCCAACCAAAAAGUCAUGAUUUUCCUCAAAAAGACUUUGGAGCUUCAUCACGCCGAUUUAUUCCUUCUUGGUUUAAAAAAUGGGAUUGGCUUGAAUAUAGUAUUGAGAAAGAUGCCGCAUUUUGUUUUGUUUGCUACUUGUUCAAGAAUGAAGUGGAAAAUAAUGUGGGGGGAGAUGCAUUUGUCAAUGGAGGGUUUAAGUCUUGGAAUAAACCGGAUAGGUUCACGAAACAUGUUGGUGGAGUUAAAAGUAUUCACAAUCUUGCUUAUGAGAAAUAUGUGAAUUUAAGAGAUGGCAAAAAGAAAUCAAUUCUUGUUUCUUUUGAUAAUGCCAAUGACUUGAUUCAAAGAGAGUAUGAAAUUCGCUUGAAAGCUUCAAUUUCUUGUGUGCGUUAUCUAUUGCGACAAGGCUUGGCAUUUCGAGGACAUAGAGAAAGUGAAGAAUCCCUUAAUAGAGGAAAUUUUAUUGAACUUUUGAAAUGGUUGAAGGCACAUAAUGAAUCUAUUUCAAAUGUCACUUUAGAAAAUGCUCUAGGGAAUUGCCAAUUGAUAGCUCCAAUGAUUCAAAAAGAUAUUAUGAAUUGUUGUGCUAAAGAAACAACUAUGAGAAUAUUGGAGGAGCUUGGUGAUGAUUACUUUGCUAUAUUGGCCGAUGAGUCGAGUGAUGUGUCCCAAAAGGAACAACUAGCUCUUUGUUUGCGAUAUAUUGAAGGAAAAACAGGAAAGAUAGUGGAGCGAUUUAUUGGACUUGUUCAUGUUGGUGAUACCACAGCUUUGUCUCUUAGAAGUGCAAUUAUGUCUUUACUUGUUGAACAUUCAUUGAGUCCAUCUAAGAUUCGAGGGCAAGGGUAUGAUGGGGCUAGUAACAUGAAGGGUGAGAUAAAUGGUCUCAAGACCUUAAUUAUGCAAGACACCCCAAGUGCCUACUAUGUUCAUUGUUUUGCUCACCAACUUCAACUAACUCUUGUAGCCAUUGCUAAAAAGAACAAUGAUUGUGUUUGGCUCUUUGAUACGCUUGCAACGUUGUUGAAUGUGAUUGGAGUUUCUUGUAAAAGAAGAGAAAUGCUUCGAGAAUUUCAAGCACAAAAAAUUGCUCAAGCUUUGGAAGUUGGUGAACUUGAUACGGGAUCCGGGUUAAAUCAAGAACUUGGUUUGAAGAGGCCGGGAGAAACUCGUUGGGGCUCUCAUUACAAAACUCUUGUGAAUGUCAUGAACUUGUUUUCUACAAUUGUUAAAGUUCUUGUGAUGAUUGGGGAGAAUGGCUCUAAUUCGGAUGAUAAGGUGAAAGCUCAAGGCAUUUUGUACCCACUAGAAUCAUUUGAUUUUAUUUUCAUGGCACAACUAAUGUCUACUAUACUUGGGUACACUAAUGAUUUGUGUCUUGCUCUGCAAAGAAAGGAUCAAGAUAUUGUUGGUGCUAUGAGACUUGUCACUUUGACAAAAGUUGUAUUACAGAAAAUGAGGGAGAAUGGAUGGGAGGCUCUUUUAGAUAAAGUUACCUCAUUUUGCAAUGAUAAUGACAUUGGUGUUCCAGAUAUGGAGUCUCGAUAUAUCCCUCAAGGAAGAUCAAAGCGUUUUGCUCAACAAGUUUCAUAUCUUCAUCAUUUCCGAGUUGACGUGUUUCUAGAAGUAAUUGAUUUACUACUUCAAGAACUUGACAAUCGAUUUGAUGAGGUCAAUAUGGAGUUGCUUAUAUGCAUGGCUUGCUUAGAUCCUAAAGAUGGCUUCUCUUCUUUUGACAAGGAAAAGGUACUCAAACUUGCAACUUUUUAUCCCUCUGAAUUUUCAAGCAUUGAUUUGAUGGCUCUUGAAUGCCAACUUGAUAUAUUUAUGGAGGACAUGAAAAGAGAUGGUGGGUUUCAAAAUUUACAAGAUGUUGGUUCUCUUUUGAUGAAGCUUGUUGAAACUAAGAGACAUGUGACUUAUCCUCUAAUAUUUUUGCUCAUCAAGUUGGUGUUGAUUAUUCCUGUUGCUACUGCAAGUGUAGAGAGAGCAUUUUCUGGAAUGACGUAUGUCAAGAAUAGGCUACGAAAUAGCAUGGGUGAUCAAGUUCUAAAUGAUUGUUUGGUUACUUUUAUUGAGAAAGAUAUGUUUCUACAAGUUUCCGAUGACGAGGUUGUGAAACGCUUUGAAGAAAUGAAGACUCGUCGAAAGAUAAAUUAG